CUUGAUCAAAGAAAAAACGAAUCGUUUUACAUCAUCCACAUUCCAGAUUCCACUGCUGCCGUCUUCAGCGUGAAGUCAAAUAAGGGAAAACAGCUGCCAGAGUCAUUCGUUUCUAAAGAAAUUUACUUUUCGUCGGUUUGCAAAUUUACAUCCGUCUGUUCGUUUUCUCUCUGUGUAAGCAAAGCAAAACUUCCUUUUCUCUCAAAGAUCCAAAUCGAUCUGAAAUUAUGAGCGAUGUCUUCGAAGGAUACGAGCGCCAGUACUGCGAGCUCUCUGCAAAUCUCUCCCGUAAAUGCAACUCCGCUUCUCUUCUCUCAGAUGGAGAGGAGAAGAAGGAGAAGAUCUCCGAAAUAAAAUCUGGACUGGAUGAUUGUGAUGUGUUGAUUCGGAAGAUGGACCUUGAAGCGAGAAGUUUGCAGCCAAGUGUGAAGGCUAUGCUUCUUGCAAAAUUAAGAGAGUAUAAAUCUGAUCUUAAUAAGUUGAAGAGGGAAUUUAAGAGAGCAACUUCAGGUAAUGCUGGUCAGGUUGCCCAUGAAGAGUUGUUGGAGGCUGGAAUGGCUGAUGUAAGAUCGGCUUCUGCGGAUCAAAGGGAAAGAUUGUCUAUGUCAGUAGAGAGACUAAACCAGUCAGGUGAUAGGAUUAAGGAGAGUAGAAGAACAAUGCUGGAGACAGAGGAGCUUGGUGUUUCAAUUCUUGAAGACUUGCAUCAGCAGCGACAAACACUUCUACAUGCCCAUAACAAGCUUCAUGGAGUAGAUGAUGCCAUUGACAAGAGUAAGAAAAUCUUGACUUCUAUGUCUAGAAGAAUAAGCAGAAACAAGUGGAUUGUUGGCUCAGUAAUUGCUGCUCUUGCGAUUGCAAUCAUCUUUAUUAUCUUCUUUAAGUUUUCUCAUCGCUAAUAAACCCUCGGAAUUGUGGUACAUGUUAUACGUUGUUACUUUACAUGUAAUGUGUAUAUAGAAUCGCCAAGUGAUCUACUGAACAUCAACCAUUUACCAUUCAUGCUGUAUUUUUGGAAUUGUACAUGCUUGUCAUUUUCCUUUCAUGUUGUCAUUAUGCAUUCAAGAAAAGUUAUCUGGUUUUAUUUA
Messenger RNA from Jatropha curcas, 1088 nucleotides. RefSeq names its product Vesicle transport v-SNARE family protein (gene VTI1B). The record is from RefSeq and is a predicted model, not a curated record. Gene Ontology annotation, molecular function: SNAP receptor activity; SNARE binding. Gene Ontology annotation, cellular component: late endosome membrane; endoplasmic reticulum membrane; SNARE complex. NCBI's taxonomy places the organism in Eukaryota, Viridiplantae, Streptophyta, Magnoliopsida, Malpighiales, Euphorbiaceae. Gene Ontology annotation, biological process: vesicle-mediated transport; intracellular protein transport; vesicle fusion.